GCGGCCAGGCCCGGGCCCCCCCGACCCCCGAGCGCGCCCCCGCGGCCCUUCCCUCGGACACCGGCGGCGGGGCUGUGCACGCAGCCCGGGAAAGCGUUGAAGCUGGCCAGCACAAUGGGAAAAAAGCAGAACAAGAAAAAGGUGGAAGAGGUGCUGGAGGAGGAGGAGGAGGAGUACGUGGUGGAGAAGGUCCUGGAUCGGCGCGUGGUCAAGGGGAAGGUGGAAUAUCUGCUCAAGUGGAAGGGAUUCUCUGACGAGGACAACACCUGGGAGCCCGAGGAGAACCUGGACUGCCCGGAUCUGAUCGCGGAAUUCCUGCAAUCCCAGAAAACCGCCCACGAGAGCGAGAAAUCCGAGGGCAGCAAGCGCAAGGCCGAGUCAGACACGGAGGACAAGGGGGAGGAGAGCAAGCCAAAGAAAAAGAAGGAAGAGUCGGAGAAGCCGCGAGGCUUCGCCCGAGGCUUCGAGCCGGAGCGAAUCAUCGGAGCCACGGACUCCAGCGGGGAGCUGAUGUUCCUGAUGAAGUGGAAGAACUCGGACGAGGCCGACCUGGUGCCCGCCAAGGAAGCCAACAUCAAGUGCCCGCAGGUGGUGAUCUCGUUCUACGAGGAGAGGCUGACAUGGCACUCCUACCCCUCAGAGGACGAUGACAAGAAAGAGGACAAGAACUAAACCCCGCCAGCCCCCGCUCCGGGCAGCCCUGGGGGUGUUUUUUGGGAAAACCAUCGGAACUUUUGUGGGGUGUGAGCAAAGGAGGGGUUUGGAGGUGCCCUUGGAAGAGCCCCCCCAGGCCGGUUCCUGUGCCCUGCAGCCGCUCCUCUGCUCCCUGCCGUGUCCAGAUUCCAACCAGAAUCCCGUGGAAUUGCAGAUUCCAUCGGGGAGGGGGGG
Molecule: messenger RNA, 888 nt
Organism: Catharus ustulatus (Swainson's thrush)
Lineage: Eukaryota; Metazoa; Chordata; Aves; Passeriformes; Turdidae
Gene: CBX1
Product: chromobox 1
Exons: 5
Coding region: 115-672 (185 amino acids)
Biological process (GO): chromatin organization; negative regulation of transcription by RNA polymerase II
Cellular component (GO): pericentric heterochromatin; nucleus
Molecular function (GO): chromatin binding
Source: RefSeq, a predicted model, not a curated record